CCAUUUCCACAACCCUCCCAAGCUUCUUCUAGUCUUCCCCCUCACACCAACCAACACACACACAGCCAUGGCUGAAGUUGUAGAGAUGCCUACAACUGCAGACCCAGUAGUCGCUGCAAAGAAAGGCAAAAAGGGCAGAAAAGCACUGAAGCAGAAAGAUUCAUCAUCAGCAAAUGAGGCUAACAUUCAGGCCGGCAAGAUCUCUCAACCAGAUUUGGCUCCAGUGGUGCUGCCGCCGCCAUCUGCCGCAAAGGAGAACUAUGAGAGCCUCUCUCAGCCCAAGAAAACCAAAGCCAAACAAUCCAAGCAGUCCUUUGAGAAGGACUUACAAGAAAUGCAAGAGAGGCUUCAGGAGCUUCAGCUGGAGAAGGAGAAGACAGAUGAGCUCUUGAAGGCCAGAGACGCGACGCUGAAGCUGAAGGAGGAAGAACACGAGAAGCUUCAGAUGGAGCUCAAGAAGCUGCAGAAGUUGAAGGAGUUCAAACCCACUGUGACAUUGCCUAUGGUGCAGUCUCUGGGAGACAAAGGGCAAGAAAAGAAAGAAAAGAAGAAGCAGAAGAAGGCGUGCCCUGAAAAGAAGAAGCCAUCUCCACCUUAUGUCCUAUGGUGCAAAGAUCAGUGGGCUGAGGUCAAGAAAGCAAACCCAGAUGCUGAUUUUAAAGAGAUCUCCAACAUUUUGGGGGCGAAAUGGAAGAACGUUAGCACAGAAGAGAAGAAGCCCUAUGAGAAGAAGUACCGGGUCGAAAAGGAAGCUUACUUGCAAAUCAUUGGAAAGGAAAAGCGUGAAAAUGAAGCAAUGAAGCUCUUUGAGGAGGAGCAGAAACAGAAGACAGCUAUGGAGUUGCUUGAACAAUAUCUUCAGUUCAAGCAGGAAGCUGAAAAGGAAAAUAAGAAAACAAAGAAAGAAAAGGAUCCACUGAAGCCAAAAAUGCCUAUGUCUGCAUAUUUUCUGUUCUCAAAGGAAAGACGAGUAGCUCUGUCUGCAGAGAGCAAAAGUAUUUUGGAGGUUGCUAAGAUUACAGGAGAAGAAUGGAAGAGCAUGACAGAUGGGCAAAAGGGGCCUUAUGAAGAGAUGGCGAAGAAAAACAAGGAGAAGUACCAGCGGGAAAUGGAGCUUUACAAGCAGAAGAAGGAGGAGGAAGCUGUUAAUCUCAAGAGGGAAGAAGAUGAGCUGAUGAAAAUUCAGAAGCAAGAAGCCUUGCAACUGCUGAAAAAGAAGGAGAAAGCAGAAAACAUAAUUAAGAUAUCAAAAGAGAACCAACAGAAGAAGAAAAAGCAGCACAAGGAAGAGAAGAAUGCUGAUCCCAACAAGCCAAAGAAGCCUGCAUCUUCCUUCCUUCUAUUCAGCAAAGAAACAAGGAAGAGUUUAUUGCAGGAACGACCUGGAACCAACAGCUCAACUGUAAACGCUCUCAUCUCAGUAAAAUGGAAGGAGUUGAGUGAGCAAGAGAGGCAAAUCUUUAAUAACAAAGCUGCAGAAGCUAUGGAGGCAUACAAGAAGGAAUUGGAAGAAUACAAUAAAUCUGUCGCAACCAGUGGGGAAAAUACACAAGCAUGAAAGCCUUGAGAAGCUGGGUUUUUCCUCUUUGUUGAGCAUAUGCUGAUUGGCCAUCAGUUUGAUAGCCAAUUCUCAACUUUUUGACUGUUAACUAUCUGAUUGGGAAUUUGAAUUUUUGAUUCAAAGAAUUUUGGUGAACAUGGUGUUCUUCUAGAGAAAAUGGAUUAGUUUAGAUUUUGUUUAGUCUAAGAAAGGUCUAUUCCUAGAAUAGAACCAUCAUUCUAUAAAGAUUGGUGGCGGUUUAAAGAAGAAGAUGACUUGUUAUCGUCAUAAAGUAAAUGAUAAUGCAAAAGUUUUUAUGAAUUAGAGCUGAGUGGCUGAAGAAAACAAGGAAGCUAGUCUGAAAGAGAACUAUCAACGAUUUUGUUCGACAUCAUUUUUGAAAUUUGAAUUCGGAUGACUAAUAGACAUUAACGAUUUCUCAAA
This is a messenger RNA of Malania oleifera, 1984 nucleotides long. Its product is annotated as high mobility group B protein 13-like. The record is from RefSeq and is a predicted model, not a curated record. Gene Ontology annotation, molecular function: DNA binding. The coding region runs from base 68 to 1558 and encodes 496 amino acids. The transcript is spliced from 9 exons. Lineage: Eukaryota; Viridiplantae; Streptophyta; Magnoliopsida; Santalales; Ximeniaceae.